GAAUGAUUGGAUUUGGAUAAGGAACGGUCGUAAACCCUCUUUGCUUCGUCCAGGGUUUUUCACACCUUGGCUAAAGCUUAGCUCUAGCCUGAUUGAAGCCGAGCUCAGGAUCUCCUUCGAAGAUUAUUCAUACAGUGGCGAGAACUUGGGAUGCCCUUCAGUUGUUUGUGAAAAUGUCUGCUUGAAUCGGACGGUGAAUCUCUCUCGCUUUUUUCCAAUCUGAGGUGAGCUUCAUAAGGAGAGAUAUUCACACAUACAAAUGGCGAGCAUCACCAUGACUCCAACUUUCAGCUCUUCCUUUCAGAGAGCAAGCACUGGAGACAGCAAGAAACGUAGUCAUGCCCUCAAGAGAUGUUGCGGCGUAAGGGCAAUGCGGAUAGAGAAACCUCUGGAGGAACUGUACAAUGUGAGGGUGGAGAGGAAAGUGUCAAAGGAACGGCUCGAGGAGCUCGGGGUUUCGAGAUGGUCGGUGUGGAAAACAGGCAAGUGCCGCUUGCCUUGGGACUGGCAAGUGGAUCAGCUGGUGUACGUCGAGGAAGGGGAAGUCAGGGUCGUGCCUGAGGGAAGCGAACGUUACAUGCAAUUCUUGGCCGGUGACCUCGUGCUUUAUCCAAAGUGGUUUGAGGCUGACCUUUACUUCAAUGGACCAUACCAAGAGCGGUAUAGUUUCCGAGCAUACGGUGAUGAUUAGCGCUUUCUCAUGGCUUCUACUGACAAACUAGUCCUCUAUCCGGCACGACUUCUUUCAAUUUACUCUGUUCUUGGUAGGUUGCAACUCGGAAGUCCUAUGUCAUGAUGGAUGGGUUUUAGAUGGUGCUUAGGUUUUGAGCGAAUAAGGUCCAUAUACGUUUGCUAAUAGUUCGCUUAUUGUGUACACCCAUUUCAUUCUAGUUCAAGGUGCUGGUUCUUAUAGUGAUAUGAGCUCUGGAAAUUUUUAAACCACAUCAGAAAGGGGGAUGCGUAUUUAUGUGAUAA
Eucalyptus grandis is the source of this 975-nucleotide messenger RNA. RefSeq lists its product as uncharacterized. NCBI's taxonomy places the organism in Eukaryota, Viridiplantae, Streptophyta, Magnoliopsida, Myrtales, Myrtaceae. The transcript has 3 exons. The coding region runs from base 260 to 691 and encodes 143 amino acids. The record is from RefSeq and is a predicted model, not a curated record.